AGAAAGAGAAGAAAGACACACGAUCGGUCGGUCGGACGACGGACGGGAAGGCAUGACGCCAUGUUUUGAUGUCGUCAUCCCCCCCCAACGCACUUCACUCCGCUCCGUUCCACUUGUGUUUUCCGUCGCGCGGCCGUGCUCUGAUCUGAGCCGAGUAGUUUAUUUUCCGUGUCCUCUCCGCUAAUCGGAAUUGCAUGCGAUUCGCAAUUCCACGUAUUACCCGUGCGUUUGCACGCGCCAAGCGUUGCUCGUCAUCGGCCUUCUUAAUGUACGGGAAAGAAGUCGAGAAGCGGAGAGGCUCCGCGAGCGUCUUCUACGUGGUGUUGGUGUCCUAGUGCUCGCGCGCCAACGGGACUCUGGGCGGUUACGUCACGUACGAAGCAUUUUUACACGAUCAGCCUUACUCUGUUAAAAAAAUGGAAUUACGGUUGCAUUCUCCGGCUGGAGCUGAACCCAUUAUCUAUCAGUGGCCUCUUACCUCUGGGUCAGGAUCAGAUCGACACGAUGGAGCCGUUGAUGUUGUGGAAACAAUGCGAUGGGUUUGCGAGGAUCUACCCGACUUGAAAAUUCCUCUGGAAAAUAAUAUUCUCUGUAACUAUGAUAUGCAUAAUUUUGAGAGCAUGAAAAAUUUAUGCGACAAAUUUAACAGAGCUAUCGAUAGUCGGGUUCAGUUGGAAAAAGGUACUAGUCUGCCAAUGCAACGACUGAAUAAAAGACCUAGCAGAGGCCUGCUUCGUCAUGUACUUCAGCAGACGUAUAAUCAAGCGGUAGUGGAGCCAGACAAAUUAAAUCAGUAUGAACCCUUUUCGCCAGAAGUCUAUGGAGAAACGAGUUAUGAACUUGUCUGCCAAAUGAUUGAUCAAAUUGAUGUUACCGACGACGACGUAUUUGUUGACCUAGGUUCUGGAGUUGGUCAGGUAGUUCUUCAAAUGGCUGCUGCUACCGCAUGUAAAAUUUGCAUUGGUGUCGAAAGAGCCGAUGUACCAUCCAAAUAUGCACAGAGCAUGGAGUAUAAUUUUCGCAAGUGGUUAAGCUGGUAUGGUAAGCGAUGCGGAGAGUAUCGGUUGGUUAAAGGAGACUUUCUUGCUGAUGAACACCGUGAGAGUAUAACAGGAGCCACAAUAGUUUUUGUAAACAAUUUUGCUUUUGGUCCGACUGUAGAUCACCAGUUAAAAGAGCGGUUCGCUGACUUGAGAGAUGGAGCAAGGAUUGUUUCAUCAAAGUCUUUUUGCCCGCUAAACUUUCGUAUUACCGAUCGUAAUCUUAGUGAUAUAGGAACAAUAAUGCAUGUGUCAGAGAUGUCACCCUUGAAAGGAUCUGUGUCAUGGACUGGUAAACCUGUGUCGUAUUAUCUCCAUGUUAUUGAUAGAACAAAACUAGAGAGAUAUUUUCAUCGACUGAAGAAUAACAAGACAGGGGCAAUUGACAUGGAACACUCUGAUUCUGUGAUAAGCAUCACUGCCAGCAAUAGUAGUAGAACAUCAAGUAGAGGUGGUGAGAGGGGCGACAGAGCCAAAAGAGAUCUUUCUAGGCAACUUGACAGCCCUAAUCACUCUGAACAGUUAGGUACAAACAGUGAUUCUGAUUUAGAAGAAAAUAGUAUAAAGAAUCGCCGACAGCCUUCUAAGCUUGGUAGAAAAUUAAAUCGAAAAGCCACCAAUGGAGUCUCCAGGCCUCCACCAAGAGGUCGACAAAGAGGUAGAGGCGUAAAGAAAACUAAACCUAAAAAGGCUAUCAAUAUUUCGGGAUUAGAUUUACUACACAGCCAAACACUGCUUAGUACAUCGCCUCAAGCACUUGGAAAAAAACCACCUCCGGCACCUGGAUGUGUCGAUCAACACCUUUCUUCCCUUUCUCUUGCUCUUCAGCCACAUUCUACCUCUGUUCAUGAAGAACUCAGUAUACCUGCAGCCCCUUCUGCCACCCCUUAUGCUCUUCAGAUUCUUCUCGAUCUUUAUAGGGACCAAUUUAUGGCAAUGUUAGAAUCGAUGAGAACACCAACGUACCGAGUAUCAGUAAAUACAGACAUUGCGAAAGAACGAGAAAGAAAUUCAAAACUGCAAUCAAGAGCUGCACAGCUUGAAAAACAGAUAAAAGUAUUGAUUGAUGACAGCGUAGCAUUAUUAAAAGCUCGGAUGACAGAAUUAGGAAUAAAUGCUACAUCACCUGGUGAUUUGUUAGCUAAGGCCAAGGAGAUUGUCAUGAGACAUAAGCAAUUACAAGCCAAAGCGAGUAAGCUUCAAGCCCAAGUGUCAUCUAUGGAGGCUGAACAGUCUAGACUCACAGCUAUAAGGCAUCAGGAGCUGCAAGAAAAGUACAAUAAUCAUACCAACACCAAUAGUGUUUCAAAUCCACCACAAUCUCUCACGCAAGACUAUAUUUUGAAAGAAAUUUCAACCACAUUAUCGCAGCGCAAGAGGCUGCAUUCCCAGGUGUCAAAACUACAACAUGAAUUGAGUGUGCUAGAGCGUGCGAGUAAUGAGAAACCAUCAGUACCGAUAAUUCAACAGCAGCAGCGAGAAGUGGUUGGAUCCAAACAUCAACAAAAUCAGCACGAACCACUACAAAACAAGACUGGAUCAUCACGGAAAAGUAGAGAAGGACGAUCUAGGUCCCAGGAAUGGCCUGAUGUUCCUGAUAUAGCAAAGAUUCAGGAGAAUAAUCCUGAAAUUUUAGCCCAAAAAAUCUUAGAAACAGGGAGACAAAUAGAAGCUGGUAGAAUACCAAAUAGACCAAGUACAACUACAGCACCCACUGCCAGGGCAAGACUGCCUCAAGCUACUCUCAGCUUCUCUUCUCCCUCUGCUUCCAUGCAAUCUCAAGUUAAUGUCAGAGAUUCGUGUAACAAAGCCCAAGAACCUCCGAGAGUAGCUAAUUUUGAAGAUAGAUUGAAAAGUAUCAUUACAAGUGUUCUAAACGAGGAUCAGCAGAAUAGAAGUAAACAGUUACAGCUUCAAGUACAACAGAUGCAGCAGCAAGCUGAGCCAGAGAGAAAACGUGUUGCACUGCCACAGAAUGUCACUACUCCUGAUUACACACAGGUUUCUCCGGCAAAGUUGGCACUUCGAAGACAUCUGUCUCAGGAGCGACUGUCCUCUCAUUUAACCACAUCAGAAAGAUCUGUGAUCGAUACUCGACAAUCUACACACGAUGAUCGAAUCACCAGAGGAACAGGAGUAGGAAAUGGAGGUACAACUGGCGGAGGGGGAGGAGGAGGAGGAGCCGGAGGAGGAGGUGGUGGCGGCAGCAAUGGAGGGGCUGGUGGAGGAAUGCUUGGCACACGGACAAUUGGCGAUCUAGUGAGUGGCGAGAUUGAGCGAACACUUGAGAUAUCAAAUCAAACUAUUAUUAAUGCUGCGGUCGACAUGAGCGUUAUGGCCCGAGCAGAAGCAGUCUAUUCUCCAAUUAGUAGACCCGCAAGUGCCGAAGGUGAUGCAGGACUAGCAACUUUGGCACAUGUUGCCAGCUACGCUCCUACUCCGACUCCAACUACUAGUUCUACCCCUAUUACUGCCACACGGUCAUCCGUAUUAUACACCCCCACCACGCAACCUCAGAGGUAUACGCCAGUCCAGCUUCCCAGAGCAGAUAUCAAGCCUUACCAUGAGUCUUACUUUACUGACAAUCCAUCCCAAGUCCCCACACAGUCACACCCUUCUCUCCCAAUCCAAUCGUCUCAAGCAGCUACCAAUGGAGAAUUGCUGCCUGUGGAGGGGUUGGCUGCUUCUCUGCAUGCGCGGAUACUGAAUAACCACAAUACCAGCACUAGUAGUGUUAAAAGUGAACCAACUGUUGUUAGCAGUCGAAGUAGGUAUCAACCUUACCCACGUUACGCAAGUGGAAAUAGCAGUAGUAAUGGCAGCGCUGCACUGUCGCAGUCACAUUCGGUAGUAUCGAUCAAAACUGAAACACCAAUUUCAUCUGUAAGCACAAGUGGUGCUCCUCUGAGCCCGUUGUUGGAACCUCAUUCUAAUACGUCUACACCUCUGGUUGACGAACCACAAAUGACAACACAGAGGCAAAGAAAUGCAGCAGGGGAUGAUGAUGGAGAAGCUGAUUGGCAGGACCGAAUCACCUCAGGGUUCGACAGAUUGGUUGCAUUCGCCUCCACUGAAUUGGACAAGCGUAGGAGGUCCACCGAAGGAGUAAAUACCAGCCCAGACAGCGGUUUGGGGUCCGAUAGUACAGUUACUGGUCCCCCACCAAUAGUUCCCUCUCCUGAUGAGGCUCUUGGCCCUCCACGGACACCUUCACCGACAAGUCCACGUCCUCCAAAUCCUCCGACUAAUAGCAAUAUUUCUUCGGUCCCUCUCAAAUACCAGCGACAGCAACCUGAUCCUGAACGGCAUCACUUUAAAAAAAAGUUUUUCCACAGAGAUUGGAAUAAUUCAGGGGGGACAAGUAAGUUUCGUCCCAAAGGAAAAGACUGGGACUGGCAUAAUUCUGGGCAAUGGCCCCCUAAUGGUGAUCAGUCCUAACCCACCCCCUAUCAGCCCACCUGUUAUAACUGAAGUGCUUUCUACAAUAACAGUCCGUGAUCAACUAUGCAGAUUUAGAUUGACUUCUUGAAAAUAUUCUACUCAAAGUCAACCUGUUAGAUUUUUUAAUUUUAGAUUAAUGCAUUUGAGGGUGAUCCUUGUUGGUAAAUGUCAAGCUGAACUUUGAAUUGGGUCUGUGUGUCAAAAUUUUUCUUGCGAUUUAAUCAAAUCAUUGUAUUUAGUAGAAAAUAAUCAACUUUUCGUACUGUUUUUAUUUUUCUCUUUUUUUUCCAAAUAGAUAAAUCACAUAGAAGUUAUUAAGUGUUUUAGGUCUAUUGUGGCAUCAUAUUGUUAUAAUUUUCAAACUGCCUUAACUAUGUUAAUUUGGAAGAUAUUCAUAUAAAGACAUAAGUUAACGAUGGAGUGUGAUAGUAAUCUAUCUUUAACCCUUACGUGGGACACCUCACGGGUAAGAAGUAUGUGGCAAUGGGAAGUAUGGGUCAAUCUGACCCCCAUCUCGGUAAUUAUUGCCUAGUUAAAAUAACAUUUAACCUAAUGUCUUGAAGAACUUCUAAAGUACCCCUCAGAUAUUAGUUUUUUUGGCAGAUAAUUUUUUCCAAGAAUAUUCCAUUGUUAAUUGUGGAUAAAAUUUACGAAUUUAUGAAGGGAUCUAUAGACUAUUGAACUUGGCGUGGGGUCGAUUCCACCCCAGGGUGCCAUGUAAGGGUUAAUAUUUAGAUUAAAUAUCCCAUUAUCCAAAUGAGUUACACUUACUUCCAAGGUCCAACAUUCAUUGAUGAGCAACUUUUUUUUUUCAUUUUACCGUUUGUAUCAACCAAUGUCACUACACUUAUAGUUCCUAGUAAGCACAGGGUGAUCACAGAUCGAUAAAAAUUUGGUAAUUCUAAGAAAGUCCGAUAAUUUAAAGCUGCUCAACGAAAAAAAAUGGCACAGAACUUUGUUAUCAGUCAGACGAAAAAUAAAUUUCUUCCCGUCUCAGGAUGAAAAAUGUUUAUUUACCUUUGACGAUGGUAUGCAAGCUGAGAGUUUAUACAUUUUUAUCUUUGUCAACGGUUCUAAAUCAAGCUUAUCCAUUUAAUGGUUACUGACAAGAAGAUAUUCUAUUUUCAGUGGGGCAAUUCUUCUUCUGCGGUUUUGUGAUCCCUCUGUUGCCAAUAAUUUUUUUUCCCGCUUCAAAGUUAAUAGGCUGUUUGGUUGAAUGGUCUGGCUUCAUAAAUUAAAAUUUGUCUGGCAUAAAACCAGGUUCGAUAGGCACAAGUAGAACUUGUCAGAAAUUUGAAUUUCUGGUGAGGGCUUCUUGAGUAUGAAUCAAUUUGCAUUCAUGUUCUUUUUUUUAUGAACUGCACCAAAAGAUGUCUACUGAUGAUAUAGCUGAUGUGAAAAUCAAAUUUCAUAAAAGAAAGAACGCUCUAAUAUACGGAUUUAUUCCAAAUAGAAACCUAACCUAAAUGUAAAGAAAUUUAUCAUUCUAACACUUGACUUCAUAAAUCAUUUCUUAAUGUACAUGUAAACACAAUCUCUGGUACAAAUCACAAACUAACUUUUUAAAUUUAGCACCGACAACUUCAACUAACAUUCACACCAUUGUGGAGCUCAUAGUAAAAGCUUAUUUCAUUUUAAAGAUUAUUGAUAAAUUCAAAAAUUCUAUAUACGACACCGAUGUGUUGAUAUAGUUGGCACAUGUGAUUUUUUAACGUGGUAGGUUCUUAUGAGCCAAACGAAUGUAACAUUGAAACAAACUGCUACCAUUAUUAGUUAUUAUUAAUCCAUAGAUUUCUGCUGAUGUCCUUAAUUUUAAUAACAUAGCAGGCAUCUUAUAAUUCGAAUCGAUGAAACUAGUUGUUCAUGAAUUUGAUCUAACAGUGAGUACGAACAUAAGAAACAUAAAUUUUCUAUAAUGCAAUGAAAAUUACAAUAUACAGAACACGUAUUGUUGCAAUUAUUCGAUUAUGUAAAAUUCCCUGGUAUCAUCUCUUCAUGUUCAUAUAAUGUACUAUAGUUAUUGGCAUAUCAACUUUUGACACUGUUCAUUUUACCACUCAAAUCCAUAUUUAUUGCUCGCAAGAGUUAUUUUUUCACACAUUUUUCUGUACAAGUUAGUGAGAUUAAAGUAGAAAAACCAGUGAGAUAUCACUAAAACUUGAAGGAUGAAGUAAAAUGAUUUUUGAGAUACCCAGUGAUUUCAAUGAGGCAAUGUAAUUGUAAGUAGUGUGAUAAGAAAAAAAAAGAAUUUGGUUAUUUCCUACGAUUGUAAAAAGCGCUUCAUUUGUAAUGCAUAACUGUAAAUUAACGAAUGAUUAUUUAAUAACCCCUAUACAACAGUACAUAUAGUUAUUGUAAUGUAGUCACCUACCGACUGUAGCAUGUUACAUACACUGCCGAAUCUAUUGAUUAAUUUUAUUACUAUUGAUCAUGAUUAUUAUUUAUUGUUUUUAUUGGAAUAUUUUAAUACUAAGGUUUUUGUAACAAGCAAAA
Neodiprion fabricii is the source of this 6974-nucleotide messenger RNA. RefSeq names its product histone-lysine N-methyltransferase, H3 lysine-79 specific (gene gpp). The transcript is spliced from 11 exons. The record is from RefSeq and is a predicted model, not a curated record. Gene Ontology annotation, molecular function: histone H3K79 methyltransferase activity. Gene Ontology annotation, biological process: DNA damage checkpoint signaling; DNA repair; regulation of transcription regulatory region DNA binding. Lineage: Eukaryota; Metazoa; Arthropoda; Insecta; Hymenoptera; Diprionidae. The coding region runs from base 417 to 4478 and encodes 1353 amino acids. Gene Ontology annotation, cellular component: nucleus.